Danaus plexippus (monarch butterfly) is the source of this 2039-nucleotide messenger RNA. It is a transcript of the gene Pex7, whose product is annotated as peroxisomal targeting signal 2 receptor. Gene Ontology annotation, biological process: protein import into peroxisome matrix. The coding region runs from base 194 to 1123 and encodes 309 amino acids. NCBI's taxonomy places the organism in Eukaryota, Metazoa, Arthropoda, Insecta, Lepidoptera, Nymphalidae. Gene Ontology annotation, molecular function: protein binding. The record is from RefSeq and is a predicted model, not a curated record. Gene Ontology annotation, cellular component: peroxisomal matrix; cytosol. The transcript has 7 exons.
GACAGUUCGAAAGGGUUAUUUUGGUUUUUUGCUAGUUGUCGUUUGUAUUAUAUAUUAAGUUGUUUAAAUAAAGUAUUUUACUAUGAAUAAAACCAAUUGGAAUCUAAAUAGAAUUUCGUAUCUAGUCUUGACAACUUAAUAAUGUAAUAAGAAAACUAAAAUUCUGUUAAGAGGUUUUAUUUAUACAUUCAGGAUGCCAACCUUCCUGACACCUGGCCGGCAUGGCUACAGUGUAAGAUUUUCUCGAACGAACCCCGAUACCCUGGCAGUAGCCACAAGCCAGUAUUAUGGUUUAGCUGGUGGUGGAACACUGUUCUUUUUGGAACUAACACAAGAUGGAAGCAAUCUCGUUGAGUUACAGAAGAUUGAAUGGAGCGAUGGCCUCUUUGAUGUGUCGUGGUCGGGGUGCACGGAGGGCUUCGCUUCGUGCGGGGCGGGCGACGGAGCGGUGCUCGUUUGCCGGGCCGGGUGCUCCGCCCCCCUCAGAGUGUUGAGAGGCCACCGAGGGGAGGUGUGCUCCGUGGAUUGGCCCGGGAGACAGCUCUUGAGCGCCAGCUGGGACACUACCGUCAAAUUGUGGGACCCCGAGUCCGAGGCGUGUAUCAGUACGUUCUCGGGUCACUCUCAGCUGGUGUACUCGGCGUCCUUCUCCCCUCACUCCCCGGGGACCUUCGCUUCCGUGUCCGGGGACGGUCACCUCAAGCUGUGGUCGUGUUCGGAGCAACGCCCUAUAGCCGUCAUCAAAGCACACGAUGCUGAGGUGCUGUCGUGUGAUUGGAGCGGGGCGGAGAGUCGUCUGGUGGCGAGCGCCGGCUCCGACGGGUUGGUGAAGGGCUGGGACCUCCGGAGCCUCGCCGCUCCCGUCUUCACACUCAGAGGUUGUGAACGCGCCGUUCGUCGCGUGCAGUUUUGUCCGCACGCGCCGGCCGUGCUCGCCGCCGUCUCCUACGACUUCACCACCAGGAUCUGGGACCUAAAGCUGGGUUGGUCUCCGUUGGAGACUAUCCGUCACAGGUCGGAGUUCACGUUCGGUCUAGACUGGAGCGCGCUCCGGCCUCGCUCGUUGGCAGACUGCGGCUGGGACUCCCUGGUGCACGUGUUCGUUCCUAGAACACUCAUGUGACGGCCCACGCUAUAGACGCCGUCGGUUAGAUAACAUUUAUAUAUUAACUCAACACCUCUCGAUACUAAUUCUUAUAUACAUAUAUAUUAUUUUUUUUGGGUUAUGACCCAUAAUGAGUUGUAAAAGAAAAUAAUGUUCAAUAUUUACAGAUAUAUCUAUAAUUUCCACAAGUACUCACAUAUUGAUUCCAAGCUCUGGUUGAAGGAAUAAAAAAAAUAAUUUUUAUCCACCGGUUCCAUCUAAAUCAUUAUUCAGCUCCCCGUCCCAGGGUCUGCACAUUCCUUGUCAGGGGCUCCUUGACGUUAGCUGUUCGCGGGGACGGGUGUCGUUGGGCACGCGUUUACUUCACAUAGUACUUUAAUAAUGAUCAAUCGAUUUUACUAAUUUGUAAGUUUUAUAUAGUUAUAAACAAUAUUUUUAUUUCGUUACGACGUCUUCUGAUUUCCUGUAAAUGUGUAAUAUGUUCAGACUGUUCUUUAUUAGUUAUUUUAAUCAUUUGUUCUGAGUCCGUCGUUUCGUUAUAGUUCUUAUGGCUCUGUAUAUAAAGUUUGAAUUUCUUUGUACAUAUAAUACUUCCUAUACUCCAGUAUGUAUUGUAAUGAUGGUGCGCUGUACAUAGUAUGUUAACAUUAUAUAUCAAAGGGUCGGAUUGUUUUAGUUGUAAGCGGAGCUUCAUAGCUUUUAUAUAUUAUAUGUAUAUAGGUCACUGGACAUGUCCCGUGGAGUAAUCUUUUUGUGGGUCAGCUGUGUAGUGAUGUCAUAUAUAAUGUAAAUCACACAAUACUCUAUCGAUGUUAUUUUAUCCAAGUGUACAUUUUUGAUCAAUCAAUAAUUCCAAUAUGUAAAAAGCCAGUAUAGAGUGGCCUCAACCGCGCAACGUCUCUCCGUUUUUAUUGAAUAAAAUAAUAUGAUAUAA